UCCCCCCCGCCCGCUCCUCCCUGCCUCCCCUGCCCGGGUCCCGGCUCGGCGGUAAGAUGGCGGCGGCGGCGGCCGAGUGCGAUGUGAUCAUGGCGGCGCCCGAGGGGCCGGGCGGGCUGGACAGCGACGAGGAGGCGCGGAGAGAAGCAGAAUCUUUCAAGGAGCAAGGAAAUGUUUAUUAUGCCAAGAAAGAUUACAAUGAAGCAUACAACUACUACACAAAAGCCAUAGAUAUAUGUCCUCAUAAUGCCAGUUAUUAUGGCAACAGAGCUGCCACCCUGAUGAUGUUGGGGAGGUUCCGGGAAGCACUAGGAGACUCCCAACAGUCAGUCAGAUUGGAUGAUUGCUUUGUAAGGGGGCACCUCCGGGAAGGGAAAUGUCACCUCUCUCUAGGAAAUGCCAUGGCUGCCAGCCGCUGCUUUCAACGGGUUCUAGAACUGGAUCAUAAAAAUACUCAGGCGCAACAGGAGUUGAAGAAUGCCAGUGCUGUCCUGGAAUAUGAGAAAAUAGCUGAAAUAGACUUUGAGAAACGAGAUUUCAGGAAGGCUGUAUUUUGCAUGGACCGUGCUUUGGAAUUUGCCCCUGCCUGUCACCGGUUCAAAAUCCUCAAAGCUGAGUGUUUAGCGUUACUGGGUCGCUAUCCAGAAGCACAGUCUGUAGCAAGUGACAUCUUGCGAAUGGACUCCACAAAUGCAGACGCCCUUUAUGUCAGAGGUCUUUGCCUUUACUAUGAAGACUGUAUUGAGAAGGCUGUGCAGUUCUUCAUCCAGGCGCUCAGGAUGGCUCCCGAUCACGAGAAAGCAUGUAUGGCCUGCCGAAAUGCCAAAGCACUUAAAGCAAAGAAAGAAGACGGAAAUAAAGCGUUUAAAGAAGGAAAUUAUAAACUAGCUUAUGAACUCUACACAGAGGCACUGGGGAUAGAUCCCAAUAACAUAAAAACAAAUGCCAAACUCUACUGUAACCGAGGGACAGUUAAUUCAAAGCUUAGGAAACUAGAAGAAGCAAUAGAUGACUGCACAAAUGCAAUAAAACUGGAUGACACGUAUAUCAAAGCAUAUUUGAGGAGAGCACAAUGCUAUAUGGACACAGAACAAUAUGAAGAUGCCGUAAGGGAUUAUGAAAAGGUUUAUCAGACAGAAAAAACAAAAGAACACAAGCAGCUCCUAAAAAAUGCACAGUUGGAACUGAAAAAAAGCAAAAGGAAAGACUACUAUAAAAUCCUCGGGGUGGAUAAAAAUGCUUCUGAAGAUGAGAUCAAGAAGGCCUACAGGAAACGUGCACUCAUGCAUCAUCCAGACCGGCAUAGUGGGGCAAGUGCAGAAGUGCAAAAAGAGGAGGAGAAGAAAUUUAAAGAGGUUGGUGAGGCCUUCACCAUUCUGUCCGAUCCCAAGAAGAAGGCUCGCUAUGACAGUGGGCAGGAUCUGGAAGAAGAUGGAUUGAAUAUGGGAGAUUUUGAUGCAAACAAUAUCUUCAAGGCCUUCUUUGGUGGACCUGGUGGCUUCAGUUUUGAAGCUUCUGGGCCAGGAAAUUUCUUUUUUCAGUUUGGCUAAAACAAAACCAAUCCAAGCCCUACACAUCUCUGAUCUGCUUGUUUUAACCUCAGAUAUGGACAUACUUAGAUUCCUUCCUUCAUCAUGUCUCAUUGUACUUAGAGCAGUUUCAUUUUCUCAAAUUGGAGACCUCCAUUUUGUGUGCUUUGUGCGUGAAGAGGAAACCAGCUUGGGGGGGAGGGAAGGUUUGUGAAUUUUGUUUUACUGUUAACUUUAUUAAAAAAAAAAAAAAAAAGAAAAAUAAAAGUUUUGAAUCUUCUGGUCCCUCCAUGCUGGCCCAUAUUUUUCAGACUGUACCUACUCCCAGAGUGAGGGGACUUCCCUGAAGGUCAUUCUCCUGGAAACCCAGCUUGUGUCUGGGAGGGGAGGGGGAUGCCUUAUGCUUUUUUUUUGGUUGGCUUCAGAUGCAGGAGGGCAGCACACAUGGGUUUCUAGUGACUUGUAAUAAUUGACUCUUGACAAUAUUUUUGUGACAUCCAGUCAAACUACAUCCCAUCUGCCAUCUGUAAUUGCACUUACCAUGGUUGUACCAAAAUGGUACAUUUGGGCAUUAAGUGAAAUGACAAAGAAGAGUGUGAUCUUAACGCUUUCAUACCAGAGAAAAAUGCUUCUUCAGAUUUGUGUGGGCAGCUGUUAAGAAAGCACUCCUUACAGUGCAGCUCAGAUGCAAGGGCUCUGAUGUUUCUACUCCACAAAAUUGUCCAUUUUCUUUAACGGGAUAUUUAAUUUGUUCUGUUUAAAUUUCUUCCUGAAAUUCCUGUUCUUGUGAUUAAUCCAUUUUAGCAUAUGUACUGAAGCUUGAUUUUUGUUAGGUUUGGUUGGGUUCUAUAAUCCAAAAACACACCCUCUAUGAUUUUCAUGUCAUCUCUUCUGAGCUUUGAAGAAAUGCCGAGGGUAUUCAGGUUACUGAUAAUUUAAAAUACAAUUAUUAAGCAUGUGCAGGGUGCAUUGGAUACGUGUCUGGAAAGUGAUGUCUAGUUGCUAACUGAGAUGACUCAUGCUAUGGUGUUGAAGUGGCAGUAAAGAGUAGCUUCCAAACCUAAUGAAGCAAGGCAAUGCCAAGACAAGGAAGAAUCUCUGAACUGAUAGCCUAUGACUUGCCCUACAUGUCUCUUCAGGUCAGGACAGGAGAUAAUGAUGAGUUCAGGUAGAAGCUAUUUGGGGAUGCCCCCUUUCUAACUCAGGAUUGGCUUGCGCUUGUAGUGCUUUCUGACUUCUCACAUGAUUGUUUUUUCUGCUUUACCACAACCUUGGUGUUGCACCAAGAUGCUGGCUCAGGGAGGAUAUCAUGUGUUUGAAGAAAUGAAAAUCCCAAGCUAUACCUUUUUGACAUGGUAAAGAGUUGGCAUAAAUAGAAUCAUCUCCGUUAAGUAGAUACUCCACCCAGGUUAGAUAUCUCUGAAGUAGCUUUGGAGCUUUGUUCCAUAGCUUGUUUAACUGCUGGGAUUUUUGAUGGUCUCUACUGCAGACAUGGAGCUGGAGGGUGUUUGGGUAAAAUCGGUAAAUAACUGGUAGAAAACCGAGCAGCUCCAGUCACAAAAUACAGUGUUCUGCUCCCAUAAUUUUGUUCUAAAUUACAAUUGCCAUAGUAUAGUGAUGAUUGAAAAGCUACUUUCUGAUCGCCUGAGAACAGAGGCAUGUAUAAACAAAUUGAAACAUGUCUGUACUUUGGUUUUGGAGGAAUUGGGUACUAGCUUUUGCUCUAGCCAACCUGGCUGACAAAUUUAAUGUGUCCACAAAAAGUAAUGCUUCCCACUAACUCCUUUACAAAAUCCUGUACUGGAAUUCAUGCAUCUCUGUCCUGCCUUCCUUCUAGCCAAGAGCUAAACUAAUCCUCUCCUGCACUUGGCAGGAAGGUUGCUAUAUUGCAGUGCAAGGUGUUCUUUCCGUGUCAUGGUUGUAAACGAAUUGCGCUGUGCUGCCACCAAAAACUUUGUCAUGCUGCUGUCUUUACCAGGUGCUUUGACAAUCUGCUUCAAUUGAAGAAAAGGAUAAAGGGCCUAAUCCCACUUUAGGAGAACUAAUACCAGCAAAGGCUAUUUGCUCAAAAUUCAACUUUUGAAAUGAGCCAGUGUUGAGUCUCAUUGCAGAAACAAGCCCUCCUGGUGUCUUUAUUUUUCCCCCUCCCAUGCACCAGCUUGAUGGACCUGCUCAGGUUACACUGGUGCAAAGGAGAGGUAACUAAGACCUUCACAUCUUGUCAACUCCAGCAUGUUGAAUGUUUGGGAGGAAUUUAAAAAAAAAUGGUUGUUGCCUAUUGAAAUUAUACUCUGGUUUUCAUGGUACUCUUGUAAAUCAAAGUGUACAGGACUGAUCAUUUCAAUGGGACACACUGGGUUGUGAAUGCUAUCAUCUUGUGUUUGUUCUUGUUAGCACCGCACAGUUUGGAAUUGGCUCUCAGAUUAUCACUAUGGAGACCUGCUUCCUGCUUUCUGGCAGUGUGGCCUUUCUUUAGUAAGUGUCAAGGAAACAGACUUCCCCCCCAACCUCUCAAAUUUAGAAGGAAAGACCAUUCUCUGAGGGACAAAAGAGGAAUGGAUGUUCUCAUGAGAGAGGAAAUACACACAGUAGGUAUUUAUGUAAACUACAUGUUUGUAUGAUAUAAUGUAGCGAAAAUUAACAUGGUGAGUGCCAAGCCUUUUUUAAAAAAAACCCAUUAUAUGGUUAAAAGUGAAUGCACAUGGAUGUUCACUUUUGCAGAGUGCAUUAUAAUGUUAAUGGAAUUUAGUAACUAUACUGUUACCUCAGGACAGUGGCAGAAGAGCACGGUGCUGUUACAUACACUAGACCACCUUCUCGUAUUAGCACAGUUUGGAGAGACGGACGCUUUUGUUUCUCUUAGAAAAUACUUGCCAAGAUGUGAUUUUUUUUUUAUUUUUUUUUUUAAUUAAACGCUGCAUUUCACACACGACCAAUAUUGGACAUAAUUAUUUAUAGAUCUUGUUUCCUAGAGUCAAACGGGGCACCUUAAAACCAUUUGUCUGGCUGCUAUACCUAUCCUAGUGUCUCCCCUUGCUUCCAGUGGCUUGCUGAGGUCCAGGAUGCAGGGAUUUACCACUGUCAUAAGCAGCAGGUAUCUUAAACAGACAAUAUGCUCAAGUAUUUAAGUUGUAGAAAGCAAAACAAUGUCAGUGGUGUUCCCAGAACAUGUAAUGCCGUAGAAAAACAGAUUAAAUAGGCUACAUGUGAAGCUGUACUCCCUGUGAUUUAUUUUUUUUUUCCCCCUAUGGGGUACAGGUUGUAUUUCAUAUGUGAAGAGACUGGUGUUCAAAGCUCCUGCUCUUAAUGCAACAAAGAAGUGUGUUAGGGUGGGUUUUUUCUUCUUUUUUUUUAAUUUAGUCUCCAUAAGAGUAAAUUAAUGAAAGUUUUAUUUCUGGUAUAACAGCAAGAGCCUUAAACUGUUUGCUUGGUGGCAUCUUGAGUCACUUUCCAGAACAUGUCCUUGUGGACCCUCAGAUUAAACAGCUGCUUUUCCUUGGCCUCAAAUCUGAGUGGCUCUUGUUACAGCUUGCGUAUCAUCACUCAGGCCUCUGCUAUUUGGGAUCUAACUAACAUUCCUCUUGAGCGGACAUGUGCCAAAAUAGAGCCUCUCCCCCACAGCUGUAAUGACUCUGGGGAUUGGCAGGAAUAAAGUUAAGUUAUGCAGAUAUGACUAUAUACAGGGCUAAUGAAGAAAAAUGUGCCAUUUUUUUUAACAUAGCUUUAUGCAAGGGAACUGACAAGAGUAGACACUUCAUUGAAGAGAUGAGGGAUAGCUGAAAUUGUUACUGACAAUAUGGGGUGUAAUCUAAAGAAAAAUACCUGUGCAUGGAACAUCUUAAGUCCAAACCAACCUACUGGCAUAAGUCAAAGCAUCUUCUAUUGCAACUCAAAAAGGCAUUUGCAGAAAUGCAGGAGACAUUGAGCGUUAGGCCCUCCCUGCCGUGCUUGUUUGAUGUUCCACUUCUUGGCCAAAAUAUGGAGUAUGAGUUGCAUGUAGAUCGGGCUCAGACACAGCCCUAUUCAAAAUAAAAGAAGUAAUUGCAUUCCUUGAACUAGGAGCACAUCCAUUCUAAUGCUUGUGAGGUCUUGCAAGUGGAGUGCGUGUGGCCUAAACACUAAUAUGCCUUUCACACAGGCUUUUCUUGCCAAAAAUUAUAGGUCUAUUGGCUGUGGCUGCUGCAGGGGUAUCACUGGCUUCCAGUCCUCUCCAGCCAUCAAGAGAACUGAACUCUUCUAACCUAAGUUGUAAAGAGCAGGAAGAUGUCAUGCAGUUUCUUGGGCUCUCUGCAGGGGUUUCUGCUAUGUAGCAAAGUGCACUAUUCUGUCUGCAUGCUUGGGAGGUUUACUCCAAGGGUGGACUUUUAGUAGAGGCCAAGGCUUGUGACUGUUUUGUGAAUAACUGCAUCGGUGCAGCCUGCAAAAGGGUUGGGAGCAAAAGGAUUAAGUACUCCACAUCAGCAAUGUGAGUCCUGCUGCAUGCUUCUGUCUGGCUAGAAUGAGGGCUGAUCACCGUUGUGCCGCAGCUUGUUUCCUGUCAUGGAGACUCACUCAAGUGAUGCACCCAACUGCACUGCUCUGUUGAUCCACCUGUGUGCUCUCAGGCUGUGCCUAGCCAAGUUCUUCUUUAGCUAAUUGAGUGAUCAAACCACUUGGCCCAUGCAGUGGCUUGCUCUUCGUUCAAAAUCACUCUCUCAGUUCAGUAGCAAGUUAAGCAGUUCACCUGCUUCAAGCAGGCUUGGUGUUGUUCCAGGUUAAAUUGUGCCUUGUGGCCCCUGCCCAGACAAAGCAAGCUCAGAAAUCCAAAGCUCCAUCUUGCUCUUACAGGGAGUGCUCUAACUGGAACUGAAAGCUGGCACGACUAGUGACAGCAUGGUCUGUGACCCUGCUUUACGUGUCGUAAGCCACUGAUGGCACUACACCAAGUCAUCAGAAUAGGUAGAGAGAUGUGCAAUGGAAGCCUAAGUAGUUUGGUAAUGUUUCAGCUUUAUUUCACCUAGUUUUCCCUCCCAACAUAUGCAGACAGAAAGACAAGCUGCUGCAGCCCCCUCUCCUCCCACCAAUAACUUCAGGGUAAGCCAAUCACUUGGGCAUGCAAGUAAUUUUUGAACAGGAGUUCUUGUUUUAAAGCUUUUUAGCUGGAAAAAACAAGAUAGAACGUUAUUGGACUAAAGCUGUGGUAGCACCAGUGGAAGCUGAGGAAUUACCACAGCUUGCCUCUGCCUUCUUGGACUGGGUAUGCAACUUAACUGUAGACCAUAGCCUCUCUUAGAAUGACUAUCCCGUCUUACUCCCUGCUUUCACUUAAUAGCUCAUGCUACGGAAGAGACAGAAGAGUGUGAAACUGUUUUAGAGUACACAAUGGCAGCCCGAACACCUUCAUUGCAUGCAUACCUGCUUUAUUGUAAAGAAAUUAAGGAGUACUAAAGACAAAAGCAGACGCUGAUGUGAAGCCACCUGGAGAGGACACUAGCCCCCAUGCAAUGGUCUUAUUUAACUGAAUUUAAGGAAUGGAUUCUAUGUUUACCUCAUUGUAAAGUUGUUGCCUUUCCAUUGAGAGGAAAGGAUGCUGCAUGAAGCAAUCCAGAUGCUAGAUUUGGUUCCCCUGACAUUCAGCCCUCUAAGGUAGGCUUCACAUCAGUAUAAAUACUGUCCCUCUUUGGACCCUUACCUUUCUAGGAUGUGAAUGGUAAAAAUGUGAAUAUUUGUUGUUUACUUCAUUAGACAUAAUUCAAAAUGAUGUGUUUAUAUGCAGAAUCUCAAUCAGACUGAAGCAAAACCAUAUGCAAUUGGUUUACUUUAUUAUAAACUGUAUAUGAUGUACAAACUAAUAAACAUUUAAAUGAGGA
This is a messenger RNA of Alligator mississippiensis (American alligator), 7378 nucleotides long. RefSeq names its product DnaJ heat shock protein family (Hsp40) member C7 (gene DNAJC7). The record is from RefSeq and is a predicted model, not a curated record. Gene Ontology annotation, molecular function: protein binding. The coding region runs from base 57 to 1550 and encodes 497 amino acids. NCBI's taxonomy places the organism in Eukaryota, Metazoa, Chordata, Crocodylia, Alligatoridae. The transcript has 14 exons.